Messenger RNA from Peromyscus eremicus (cactus mouse), 3480 nucleotides. It is a transcript of the gene Asb7, whose product is annotated as ankyrin repeat and SOCS box containing 7. Lineage: Eukaryota; Metazoa; Chordata; Mammalia; Rodentia; Cricetidae. The record is from RefSeq and is a predicted model, not a curated record. The coding region runs from base 1974 to 2930 and encodes 318 amino acids. Gene Ontology annotation, biological process: intracellular signal transduction. The transcript has 9 exons. Gene Ontology annotation, molecular function: protein binding.
AGAUGCCCUCCUAAGCUGGCAAGAUGGUUCAACGAACGGGUAAAGGAGCUUGCUGCCAAGCCUGAUGACCUGAGUUUGAUCCUUGGAACCCACAUAUUGUAGAGAGAGAACAUCCUUUAAGCUCCUACAGAUGUGCAAACAUCCCACUGACCUCCACAGAUGUUUUCAGCAUUGGUCCUUCCUUCUGGACUCCCCAUCCCCGACUAUGACCUUUCCUGGGAAUGAGUGAACCUAGUUUGCCCACAUAAGAGGUAACGCCCGUGGAAGACACCAAAGGAGUACUUUUGAAUAAAUGAGUAACAGCCUCGAAGAAAAGAACCAGAGGCAAAUUGAACACUUUGACUCCCAUCUGCAACAAAAUAUCUCAGAAACCGCGAGGACCGCGAUCCUCCCAGGAAAGCCCUUGAAUCCCCAUCGCGAUCCCAAAGAGCGUGCUCUCUCUGGCAGGCUGGGCGAGGCGUCCGCAGCCUGGAAGCUAACCGGGUCUCAGAGACCGACAGAUGCACCCAGGACCCGCCGCUCGCUUCCAAGAAGCGCGGCGGAGCUGCGGCGAGUCAGAGCCCUCCUCGCUUGCCCUCGGCCCUGUCGCCUCGCCCGUCCCUCAACCUGCCGUUCACACGCCGCCCCCGCCGCCCAGCUCAACCCUGGGCUCGGGGUUACCUGGCCGCCAGCCGGCCGGGCCGCGCCGCCAUCACCCCGCCACUCGCGUCCACAGCUGCCCUCUCCGGGCCACCGUACUCCACGGCAGGCCUGGCCGGCCCCUCCCUCAGCGUGCGUAGAAGCCCUAUUCGUAGUACAGUGUCUCUUAGCAACCGCUUCGAGUCUCCAGGCCGGGGGGGUGGAGCCUCGGAAACCCCCGCGGGGAAGCGGAGGGACGAAGCGAGAGCGACCAAUCGGAGACGAGUUCCAGCCCCUCCCGGCCCGCCUCCUCCAACUGUCGCGAGUCCGCAGGCAGCUUUACGGCAGCCAGGGGGUGGGGGCCUCUGGGUGAGGAGAAGGAAGCAACCAACCAACCAAGUCGCCCCCACCCCCUACCCCCACCCCCACCCGCCGCGGAUCUGGUUUACGGCUUGGAGCGCAGGCUCCAGUGCGGCCGCUGAUUGGUCGCCGAAGGCUUGGUCCCAUCCCAGUGACCCCAAAGUGCUGGAAGGAGGGGGCGGGGGUGGCCCAGUGCAAAGUGCAUCCCGAAAGCCCCCUGUCGGGACACCCCGCUGCUGACACUUCGGACCCGGUACGAUUUGGGGUCUCCCUGUCCCCAGACCUCUGGAGUCCCUCGGUAGCUGGAAGCCUCCGGCCCGGCGCGCGGCAGACCCCUGGUCUGAGCCCCUGGACCGGGACUGCCCCCCCACCCCCAACCCGAGCCGGCACUUCCUCCCUGCACCCCUUCCCGGAGGCUGCUCCGAGGCCAAGACCGCCACCUCCAGCCUGAUCGGCUAUCUGGAUGCUCUCUGGGCUGGGGCCGUGAAGCACCGAGGAGGAUCAGGAACACGGUGUCCGGCCCUGCCUGGGGUGUUGCUUCAAUGGAGAAGUUGGUGAAUGUGGAAGAGGCUGAAAGGAGGGAGAGGAGCUGCAGCUGAGGAGACAGGUUUGAGCUGGCUGGAGGACACUCGCGAGCAGAAGGGGUCUGCCCACCCACCAGAGAAGCAGCCGGGAGAGUGCUUUGGAUCAGCAUCCUCUCUAAAGGUGAAGAAUUGCUCUGAGGCCUGGACACACUGGGAACCCCUUCCCCAUGAUGCUGCUUGUACACGAUGGUCAUUAGACAACCUGUGUUCCUAGAGAAGAGUCAUUCUUCUGUAAGCCAAGAGACUGAAUUUCAAGGAAGUAAUUAAGUGAAGAAAGAAAAGGAAACUUCCUUAUUAAGAGAACAAAUUAUCAAGAAAUUUCCCAUUUCCUAAUUUUCUCUGAGGAAACAGGUAUUUGAGGCUGACUCCUUUGACCUAAUGACUGGUUGGUGAAAAGCGGACUCUGCUAGGAUGUUACACCACCACUGUCGGAGGAACCCUGAGCUCCAGGAAGAAUUGCAGAUUCAGGCUGCAGUAGCUGCCGGGGAUGUUCACACAGUACGGAAGAUGUUGGAGCAAGGCUAUUCCCCAAACGGCCGGGAUGCCAACGGCUGGACCUUGCUCCAUUUCUCUGCAGCAAGAGGAAAGGAGAGAUGUGUUCGGGUGUUUCUAGAACAUGGAGCUGAUCCUACGGUUAAGGACUUAAUCGGAGGCUUCACCGCUCUGCAUUACGCAGCCAUGCACGGCCGGGCCCGGAUUGCACGCCUGAUGUUAGAGUCUGAAUACAGGAGUGACAUUAUUAAUGCAAAAAGCAAUGAUGGCUGGACUCCUCUCCACGUGGCUGCCCACUACGGUAGGGACUCAUUCGUCCGGCUCCUUCUGGAGUUCAAGGCUGAGGUCGACCCACUUAGUGAUAAAGGUACAACACCCCUUCAGCUCGCCAUCAUCCGAGAGAGAUCAAGCUGUGUGAAAAUCCUCCUGGACCACAAUGCCAACAUCGACAUUCAGAAUGGAUUCCUGUUGCGCUACGCUGUAAUCAAAAGCAAUCACUCUUACUGCCGCAUGUUCCUUCAGAGAGGGGCAGACACAAACUUGGGGCGCCUAGAAGACGGACAGACUCCUUUGCACUUGUCUGCCCUCCGUGAUGACGUGCUCUGUGCACGGAUGUUGUAUAACUAUGGAGCAGACACGAACACAAGGAACUAUGAAGGUCAGACCCCACUGGCCGUUUCAAUAAGUAUUUCAGGAAGUAGUCGGCCGUGUUUGGAUUUCUUACAAGAAGUCACAAGACAACCCAGAACCCUGCAGGACCUGUGCCGAAUUAAAAUUCGACAGUGUAUAGGCCUUCAAAACCUGAAGCUGCUUGAUGAACUACCAAUUGCCAAGGUCAUGAAAGACUACUUAAAACACAAAUUUGAUGAUAUCUGAUAUACCUGGACUGUGAGCAAGAUUAAGAGUUAUUCCAGACACUUAAAAGGCUCUGGGCCUUGCACAAAGUAUAUCCUAUGCAAUUUCUGAUUUGCUGUGAAGUCAGAAGGCAGGUAUACACUUUUAGGGUUUUUGUUUGGUUGGUUUUCAUUUUAGGGGAGGGAUUUUUAUAUAUAUAUAUGAACACACACACACCACGCUUGAAGGUCUUAAUUUGGUUUCUUGGUCCAAGUCUAUGAGGUCCAAGCCUUUCUAUACAAUACUGCAUUUAGAAAAAUUGUUUUUCCUAAAUGCACCAACACAGGCAGGUUCAAAGUGGAGGGUUCUCCCUUUUGAGCUCUGGUUUCAUUGGUGAACAAGGUACUAGAAACCAGUAGAACAUUUGUUAAGUUUGGAGGUCUCAGGCUCACCUAGUAGAUCCUGGGUGACGCUGGAUAAUUCCCUGCGAAGAAACUUACAGUAAUGCUAUCACCUCAUUCAUUUUUAACGAGUACAGAUGAGCUGUUUAAAAAUUCUUUUUUCCCUUCUAAUUAAUGUAGCUUUCCAAUGG